Staurois parvus is the source of this 249-nucleotide messenger RNA. The record is from the annotation of a GenBank genome assembly. NCBI's taxonomy places the organism in Eukaryota, Metazoa, Chordata, Amphibia, Anura, Ranidae.
CACUGAUGAAAACUGAUGUGCAGAUUUCACUUGCAGAGACAUCAGUUUACAUCAAUAAUAAAUGGUUCUGCUCAGGGGCGGACUGACGACUCAUGGGGCCCCCGGGCAAUAGGGGAUCAUGGGGCCCCUGUGUCCUUGCCCAAACUCAAAAAAGCCUAUGAAAAAGGUACCAGGGGCAUCUCAUGGGGCCCCCUACUGACCGCGGGCCCUCAGGCAGUGCCCGAGUUUCCAAAUGGUCAGUCCGCCCCU